This is a messenger RNA of Strongylus vulgaris, 345 nucleotides long. The record is from the annotation of a GenBank genome assembly. Lineage: Eukaryota; Metazoa; Nematoda; Chromadorea; Rhabditida; Strongylidae.
AUACUUAUCAGAAUCAAGAAGGGUGGUAAUUCGCCAAUGCGUCCAACGCUUCAGCUUGACAUGCUCGAUGUCCCGGCAGAACUGGUCACAUUAGUGCGGAGCUGCUGGAGAGAGAGCUCCGACAGUCGUCCAUCGAGCGAUUUAAUAUGUGAACAGAUGAAAGAACUUAUGAAAGCUGCAGGACAAGCAAAUCUGAUGGACCACAUAUUCGCUAUUCUGGAGGAGCAUACCGUUUCCCUUGAAUUAGAGGUUGAAGACCGCUCCAAAGAACUUGUGGAAGAGAAGAAAAAAGCUGACAUUCUGCUUGGACGUAUGCUACCAAGGUACAUAAGCCUAUUGACAUGA